AACAGCACUUGCCUUGCCGGGGCCACACUGACAACAUGCUGACAACAACAAACGUGGUAUUUGGUAUAUUCGCUGUGACCACUUUGUUGUUAAAUAGCGUAUUUAACUUCAAUGUCAUUAACCGGAAUGGAAGAGUCUGUAUCAUCUCAAGGAAGCACAGUUUCUAGCUAUGUUUCCAAUGACGACUUUGUCAACUGUUUGUACUGUGGGCAGAGAACUCCUGGAUUCCGGGACGAAAGUUGUCUUAAGUGCAACGAUUGUGACAGUUUUGUGCAUUUCAAUUGCUUGACUGAAAAUGUCAGAAUAUCAGAAUGUAUUUUGUUGGGCGAUGUCUUCUACAAGUUCAUAUGCAAAUCCUGCAGCCCUUCCGGUCUGGAAAUUGUGUCCAAAGAAAAAUUGGCGUGGCUCACAGUUCUGGUUUUAGCUCUAUACAAUCUACAAGAAUUACAGCAUUUGAGUCGACACGGUUUUUUCCAUUGGAAGCUGCACAUAGCUGACUUCAUUGAUCGAAAGUGGAAUUAUAUAUUUGGCAGCGCAGUCCGCCGUAAAAGAGCAUGGCAUGGUACAGUGUCAGGAACGCUCUCUCACUACAGUCCAGCAUUCUUUCAAACUGGCACACAUGUACUAAGAGAAUCCGGUUGGUGGAAGCUCACAUAUGAAAACAUGUCCCCAUUCAAUACAAUUCGUUUGAAGUACGGAGGUAUAGGCAAGCGAAGUUCCACAAGAAGUACUCUCGAUGAAGAAGCAAGUGAAGAGGAUUUUAAUCGACAAACCUCUUUCACUUCAAGUGACAGCCGGCCUCCCAGUGCCAGUGCUAUUGAUGUACCCUCAGAUCUAAAUUCCGAAAUGUUAAGCUAUUCCGACUCUGAAAGUUUGGAUGUUGAUAUUGACAUUCCCACUGAUUUAGAUAAAGUGGGUUUCCCAAAGUUAGAAUCAGAACUCAGUGAUCUUAUUGAUCAAUAUGUGACAUCGGAAGGAUCCUAUUUGGUAUCGCCCUCCAGCACCCGAACACUGGUAAAGAAUGGACCUGGUGCGACUGGAAGUUAUGGAUCUGAUAAGGAUUCUGCUAGCUCAAGUGAUUGUGAUGAAGGGGAAACUCCAGUCCCUCCACCAAAAAGUUUAUUCCAGUGCAGGAAAAACAGAGAAUUACCAUGGCUGAAAACUUGUGUUUCAUUAGUCAACAAUGCUGAGGGAUGUGUACCUAUGACAGAAUAUGAAGAGUUGCAUACACUGCAAUUACUUUCUAAGAGAAUUGAAAUGAGUAGUGGAUCAGUACCAAGUGUCAUUUUACGGCUUCAUAGAAAAUUAAAUGUGAGGAGAGAACAACGCCAUAGGCGGCUUGGACACUUUACAGAAAUUUCAGCUUCACUGAAUGAUGCCGACCUUUCGUCUUCACGUUUACAUAAGUCAAGUAAUAUCCGCACUUUGGAUAGAUAUCAGGUAGUAACCCUCUCUGAGAAUAGUUGUCACACUAAAAAUAAUCAGCAGUCGUUCAUGUUGCGAUUGCUUGGUCGGGUAGAGCCUACCUGCUUUGUUAGCCCCUUCACUGAAAGACUUUUAAAGCCAUUUAUCAGAAGAGAUUACCAUAGUAUACCUUUAUGGACUCAACUCAUGGCUGACAUUCAUCAAAAACAUGGCACCCAGUACGAGCGCUUCCCAAUUGAUUAUAGCUAUGUACAACCACACCAUAUUCCAGCUAUUAACAGUCUUUGUGAACUAUUCUUCUGGCCAGGCAUAGAUUUGAGUGAGAGCUUAAUGUACCCUGACUUCAGUUGUGUGGCAUUGUACCGUAAGCUGGUUGUUGGAUUUGCAUUUAUGGUACCAGAUGUAAAUUAUAAUGAGUCUUACAUUUCCUUCCUAUUCACUCGUCCUGAAUGGCGCAGAGCAGGUAUUGCUACAUUCAUGCUGUACCAUCUCAUUCAGACUUGUAUGGGAAAGGAUAUUACCCUUCAUGUAUCUGUCACCAACCCAGCUGUGAUAUUGUACCAGAAAUUUGGUUUUAAGGUUGAAGAACUUGCUCAGGAUUUCUAUGACAAGUAUCUGCCAAUUGAUUCAAAAGACUGUAAGCAUGCUUUAUUUUUAAGACUGAGUCGUUAAAUGUUUCUAUAUUCAGUUGAAAUGAAUGAUAGUUAAAGUUAUCAUUAAAGGAGAUACAGUGAAAACACA
This is a messenger RNA of Frankliniella occidentalis (western flower thrips), 2166 nucleotides long. RefSeq names its product cysteine-rich protein 2-binding protein (gene Atac2). Bases 112 to 2097 code for a protein of 661 amino acids. Gene Ontology annotation, molecular function: acyltransferase activity, transferring groups other than amino-acyl groups. The transcript has 6 exons. NCBI's taxonomy places the organism in Eukaryota, Metazoa, Arthropoda, Insecta, Thysanoptera, Thripidae. The record is from RefSeq and is a predicted model, not a curated record.